AUGAGGAAAUGGCACAGGCAGGAGGCGGAAGCGUCCGCGAAGCGCCAGCGCGCGAGGGAAGCAGAAGCAGAGAGUACGGUCAUCUCAGGACCGAAGAGAGAGAGAGCCGGGGAAGAGGCGGUGGGGGGGAAGAAACGGCGACCGGGCACUGCUGUAGAAGUGAGUAGGGCAGCGGAGGCAGCACUUGUGGCGAACUAUGUACCCGGCUGAUGUUGUUGCGCCCUGUUUCCCUCCCUGCUGUAUGCUAUACUCCUUUCUGUAUGUCCUUUGUAUUGCCUUCGGCCUCUGUGCUGUGUUUCUUUUUUUCAUGACCUCCCUGCCUACUCUGCUGUGUUGGGUACCUUGAUCUCGCUUUACUGUUGCCUUUGUUUUUGUACGUCUGGCUGUCUGCCCAUCUGCCGCCUCUUUGUCCUGUUUGCUCCGUUACUCCCAUGCCCUGGUGCGUAGUGCCUGGUGCUGGUACGUUACCCUUUGAUUUUUUCUCUGUGCGGGUGUGGGAAGCGUCCUCCUUUAUUUUUGUUUUGUUUUAUUUUGAUCGGGUUCCGAGGGCUAUUUUCUCGAACGGUCGGUGCGAUACCUGUUUUU
Molecule: messenger RNA, 585 nt
Organism: Ectocarpus sp. CCAP 1310/34
Lineage: Eukaryota; Phaeophyceae; Ectocarpales; Ectocarpaceae
Source: the annotation of a GenBank genome assembly